Messenger RNA from Acanthopagrus latus (yellowfin seabream), 11860 nucleotides. RefSeq lists its product as uncharacterized. Gene Ontology annotation, biological process: DNA-templated transcription. The coding region runs from base 170 to 11323 and encodes 3717 amino acids. Gene Ontology annotation, cellular component: nucleus. Lineage: Eukaryota; Metazoa; Chordata; Actinopteri; Spariformes; Sparidae. The record is from RefSeq and is a predicted model, not a curated record. The transcript has 17 exons.
GUAAUUCUCGCGAGGUUACGUAACAGCAAGGCAGAGAAAAUGGAAGGCUGUGGCUUUAAAACGAGUCCUUUAUUGACUGGAAACUAAAAUAUUUGCAUGCAAGGUGCAGAAACAAGUGGAAUGACAGUUAAAACAUCCUGAAAACUGGGCUCUGGCAGCCUUGUUACCUAUGGAUGUCACAAUGGACCCAAUGGAAAAUAACAGUAUCACUGAUGAUAAUUCAGAGGAACAGCAGAACACAUCAGAUGGGUCGAUUGCUAGGCCGUCCCUGUCUGAGGUCAAGAAAUCCUGGGGCUUCAGGCGGACAACCAUUGCAAGAAGGGAGUUCUUGGAUGAAGUGGGAGAGUUCGCUCACAGUUCUCCACCUUUACGCAAAACCAGAGGUCGUCGUAGUAUUCACACACCCCAGGCCUCUUCAGAAACCUGCGACACCCAGAAAGCUACUCACUCAACCAGGAGUGUUAUAGAUGACCUUGAGUGGUCUGCCCCAUCCUCGCCUGUAUCAGAGGAGAGCAAGCCAGCUUCAGAAGCAGGAGGGAGCCUUGACCCAAGCUUAUGGCAAGAUUUUGGGUCUGCCUUCCAUACUGCCUUCUCCCUGCUCGGCGGCGGAGAGGGCUUGUCAAUGGAAAUGUCAGAUUCACUUACAGUCCCUGACAUUUUGGAAGACACUAAAGCCGUUGAGUCCCCCCCUCAACAGGCUGCAGAUGAAACUGAGGAACCUGAUAAUAUGGAGCCUGCUGAUGACAUGGAGAUUUCCCAGUCUGUUUCUCCUGACAAUGUGGCAGGAGGGGAAAUGGAUAAUGUGGUGUUGAUCGCUGAUCAAGAUGAGGACAGUGAUGAAAUGACUCUUAUACAGAUUAAGGAGCAACUGGCAAAUGAAGGCAGGCAGGGAGAAAUGAAAGCUAGAGGGGGGAAAGGUGGAAGAGGAAGGGCCAGAGGAAAGGGCAGAGGCAGAGGAAGAGGUAGGGGCAGAGGUAGAGGAAGGGGCAGAGGUAGGGGCAGGGUAGUAGAGCUUCAGGUAAGCAUUGCAGAUGAUGAAGACAACGAUGAGGACGUGAUAAUUGUUAAUCCAACUGAACAGCAGCAGCAAGAUGAAGAUAGGGUAAAUGAUAAACAGGGCUUUGCUGAAACAGACAUAUCACCUGCUCACACUGAUCUAAGUCUUAGCCCUGCUCAGCGAUCAGGCUCAGACUGCAUAAUUCUAGACUCUGAUUUAGACCCUACUGCUGAUGUAAUCCCUGGCCAGUAUGACGAUGCACCUGAGGAGGAGAAGAAAGGAGAUAAGAAUGUAGGAGAGCCCUCAAGCAUAUCAGGCCGUAAGGGUUAUGACUCCAAUGCUGUCUACUGCAUCUGUCGACAAAAACACAAUGAAAGGUUCAUGAUCUGCUGUGACAGUUGCCAGGAGUGGUUCCAUGGCAGCUGUGUUGGUAUCAGUGCAACACAGGGCCGUUUAAUGGAAAAUAGAGGGCAAGAAUACAUCUGCCCCCCCUGCACUGUAAAAAAGCAGAGCCAAGUCCAAGCUGAGCCUCACCCUCAACCUCAGCCAGAACUUAGCUUUCCCGAAUGUUUUACUCAAAGUCCCUCUGGUGAUGAACAUGAGGAGGGGCAUGAGGAGGGGCAUGAGCAGCAGCGAGCCCUCAAGGAGACUGUAGUCGUGGUGGAGAAGGAAGACGAGAAAGAGGCCCCUGUGAUGAGACCAGAGCCUGAAUCUGAAGCAGAGAUGGAUGGGUCUUUUCCCCUGUGCAUCGGGCCGGGGUGCUCCAAACAAGCCCUACCAGACUCUGUUUACUGUGGCACUGAUUGCAUCCUUCAGCACGCUGCCUUCACUAUGAAGACUCUGUCCGGUCCUAAGGAGCCCAAGCCCAAAGGACGGCCGCAGAGAAAAGCUGCCACCACCAGACUCGCUACAAAGGGUCAAAAGCUGGGUAGACUGUCUAAGAGAUUAGCAGGCAAAGCUGAGGAGGAAGGUGAAGAAGUGGAGCUGAAGGAAGAAGAUGGAGGGCAGAAGGACUCAUCAUCUCCCACAGUCUGCGACCCCAGUCUCACAGAAGCUGAGGCCACUUCCAUACGAUCAUCUAAGUUUUACACAGCGUCUAAAACAGACAGUAAACCGGUCGAGGCUGACAUUGAGGAUGUAACUCCAUUAGAACAGUCUUCAGAGGACACCUCUACAGAUGCAGCUCCUUCUUCCCAGCCUGUUGCUGAGCCAGCCACACCAUUGAGCCACACUCAAGAAAAACCAAAGGAGCCAAUUAACAGUGGUGAUGUGUCUAAGCAGGAAUGUGCAGAAUCAAAUCCCUGUAUACCACCCAACCCAGCAAAAUCUAGUCCGUCUCCAGCAGCACAGUCCCCAUCCACCUCAACUCCCAGACAUCAUGAAACAGGGGCCCUAAUAGUCACUAAAACCACAUAUGUCAUACCAAAGAAGCAGUCUGUAUCCCAGCCAUCUUCCAGCCACGUGUCAGCCUCGGCAACUUGCCAGAGGCCUUCAUCAGCCCCGACACUGCUGAACGAAACCAGAAAUCUGCCGGUGCCACCUGCACCAAGUGCUCCAUCCUCCAGACCCUCUCAGCCCAAUAACCAGGUCAGACAGAGCAUCCAGCGCUCCCUCACAAGCAUCCUGUUUAAAAGGGUGUGUGACUGUGAGGAUUUGGAGAUGACUGAGAGUGAAGUUGCAAAGUUUGUUGCAAACAUUGAGAUGGAGAUGUUUGACAUAUUUCGCAACACAGACAGCAAAUACAUGAACAAGUACAGAACAAUAAUGUUCAACCUGAAAGACCCAAGAAACAAGGGCUUUUUGUAUCGUGUUGUACGUGGUGAGAUCAGUCCCUUCAGACUGGUCAGGAUGAGCCAGAAAGAUAUGCAGGCUAUCAAGGCAUCAGAGCCCAGUGCAAAAGACACAACCCAGGUCAAAAAUGCACCCACAAGUCUGCUGCAGAAGCCUGAAGCAGUGAAAGUUGAUUUGCCCAGUUUAAAUCCCGCUAGACCAGAUAUAAGCAAGGAACAGAAAAAGGGUCCUUCUGUUUCUGCUCCUUCUCCUGCUCCUUCCCCUGCUGCUGCUGCUCCUGCACCUGCCCCUCCCCCUGCUCGGGCUCCCAGGACUAGAACAGGCCAGCCAAUCCAGAGCAAGGCUGUACCAGAUAUCCUCGCCUGUAUGCUGAAGGAUACAACAUCAGAGCACAAAUCUCAUCUCUUUGACUUAAAAUGCAAGAUAUGCACAGGCCAAACAUUUGCUGGGGACGAGGAGGAACCCAUAAAGAAAAGGCCCAAGGUUUCUGAAACAAAAGAUAAAUAUGAACCUGCUUGGAGAAAGUCUGCAGGAGAUGAUUCCCCUCUGCGAGCACCACCUGACUCACCAGACAUGGAUUCUCCAACAUCAUCCCUAAUGGAUCCUUCAUCCCGCCUUAUCAUUGACUCCCCAGUAUUGACAAUAGUAGAAUCUCCUGCUUCCCCCACAAUGGAUUCUCCAGCCUCCCCUACUUUAGAGUCACCUACUUCCCCUGUCAUGGAGUCCCCUGCAUCCCCAACUCCAGAAACUUCUAAAGCUUCUACAAAAAACAGAGCAUAUUCGCCAGUUGUGAUUCCAGCAGUCUCCACAGUUACCAUCACAAGGCGUGACCCCCGCACUGCGGCAAGCAGGUUCUCUGCUUCAUCUAGUGGUACCCCUGGUCCUAGUAACACAUCCCAUAACCAUUCAGUCCCCUAUGCUCCCCUGAAAGAGACCAGAUCAGCCAUACGUUCAGCACCAGCUUCUGCACCACCACCACCAACAAAAACAAUACCUAAAUCCAUCUUAAUGAAGCCAACUUCCUCUGCAGAUCCCAGACUCUAUGGCACAUCAAGGGCCGUGAUGUCUGAAUCGCCAGCUGAUGACGAGACUACUAAUUUCUUGACUAAGCAAGACAUAGUGUGGAAAGGCUUCCUUAACAUGCACAGUGUCUCCAAGUUUGUCACCAAAGGAUAUCUGGUUUCAGGACCUACUGAAAAUCUAAAAGCGGAUCUACCUGAUACAAUACAAAUUGGAGGACGAAUCAUGCCUGAAACAGUGUGGGACUAUGUUGCAAAACUGAAGACCUCUGUUACAAAGGAGUUAUGUGUGAUCCGAUUUCACCCCGCAACAGAAGAGGAAGAAGUGGCCUACGUUUCCCUAUUUUCCUAUUUCAGUAGCAGAGGUCGUUUUGGUGUGGUUGCCAAUAGCAGCCGUUCUAUCAAGGAUUUAUACCUUGUCCCACUCAGUGCAAAGGAAUCGAUCCCAUCCAUACUACAACCUCUUGAAGGACCAGGGCUUGAAAAAAAACGGCCUAAUCUUCUUCUGGGUCUGGCAAUCGUUCAGAAGGUAAAACGUCCAGGAAGCUUAUCACAGGAAUUUGAAGAGAAGAGACCCAAGGUUCAUAUGUCCAAAGACCCUAUGUGGAUCCCAAAACCUCCAGUCCUCUAUGGUUCUGAUAAAUUGGAGAUGUUCCAACCCUAUGAUCCAGAGACUCCUGCAAACACCACUCCUCCCGGUUCACCAUCUUGUCCUGGGUCACCAUCAGAGUCUUCCUCUUCCGAUUCAGUUACAAUACCAUCUCUUUUGACUUCCGUCGGAGCAAAGCCUUUUUCUACCUCAGCCACUGUUGCCUCAACUCUUACCACCUCUAACAUAAUCUCUGACAUGAGUCCCUCAACAGAAUCCAGUGGGAAGACACCACUGCAAACAAUCUUAAAGAGUUUGUUUGGCACUAAGCAAACUGACUCCAUGGUCCUCUCUGACGGAAGUUCCACAACAACAACAAAAACAACAACAGCAGUUAGUGGUAAGAAGCGUCCAUUGUUUUCUCAAGUGUCUGGACCAAUGAUAGACCCAAUUGUCCAGCAGUAUGGACAGAAAUCCAAAAUCAAAGAAAUAAAAGAGGAGGAAAACGACUUUGACCGACCAUAUGAUCCAGAGGAGGAGUAUGAUCCAGCAAUGGGAUAUGGAAUGGUUAAUACACAGAACAUAGAAAAAACUAAGGCAAAUGGCCCUGCAGGAUCAGGCUUCGAAGAUGAUGAUGUGGCCUAUGAUCCAGAGGACGAGACUAUCUUUGAAGAUAUUCAAAGUGAUGUCGUAGUAAAGUCUGCUGGUCCAACUCAAAUGUCAGAUCCUCCAUCAUGCCCAACCCCAAUUUCCACCAAGAUUACAAUACCAGCACCCACAUGCUCUCCACCACAUACUUCUUCCCCAGCUGAAGUAACACAGAACCUUCCUACAGGAACUGUGGUAGUCUCUGCUGCAACACUAACUGAACAACAGCGGAUGCUUGAGGAGCUCAAUAAGCAAAUUGAGGAGCAAAAACGGCAGUUGAAGGAGCAGGAAGAGGCAUUGCGUCAACAGAGAGAGGCUGUUGGCAUGUUCAUGGCUCACUUUUCUGUUUCUGAUUCCCUGAUGUCCCCCCCACAAAAACCUGUGCCUGUCAGUCAACUGUCAUCUCUGCAGAGUGGUAUAAUGCAGACAGAGUCAAAGCCUUCAGACAUAACAGACAAGACCAGUAACCUCACAGAGAAUGUGGACAGUUCAAAUGUUGAUUCUCAAACUGCUAAGGUUGAAGAAACAACUGAUAUCUCUAAUUUAGAAACUACAGAUACUGUUACAGAGCAAGAUGAAACACAGAAGGGUGUUAAGGAAAGUGACAAGUAUUCCUCUGCUGGAGAGAUUGAAGAUUCUGAGGUAGAAUAUGAUCCUGAGGAUGAAUCACUUUUUAAUGAAAUUCAAGAGGAUGUAUUUCAAGUUGGCAGUACAAAGACUUGUGGAUCAUCUUUGUCUAGAACAGGGCAUAGUACCAGCCACAAGAGCUCUCCUAAGACGUCUCAUCACAGCAGAAAGCGAAGGCUGUCACCAAAGAGGCGGAGUCAUCGUGAAAGGGACCGCCAUAGGAGUCCCUCAAGAAAAUCACAGCGGCGUUCUCCUUCACAUUCCCAGAGACAUAGAGAAAGGGAUAGACACAGAAGAAGUGAAAGGGACAGAUCCAGACAUGGAGCUAGAGACCAGUCUGAACGGCAGAGUCGUCAUCGUAAAGAGCGUGCUAAUCGUCGACAUUCCCAUGGACAUAGAAGAUCCCCAUCAUCUCCUGGAAAAACAGAUUCUACAUCAAUUUCACCAAAAUGGCACAGACCUUCCCCUCAACUUAGUGAGAAACCACCAUUGUCAGUUACUGUUAAAAAUGACCCUGAUGGACAUGAGUUAAAAUGUAACCUUGUUGAGAGACCUGAUAAAGACUGUUCACCUUGUUCACAUGAACUUCUUCACAAUGUGAAGCUUGAGAUUUCAGAACCGCCAACUUCUGAGGAGGUUCAAAAGAAUUCAGUCAGUGUACAUGACAAAACAGCUACAGAUUUUUCUACACAGUUGGAUAAACCUUCUCAACAACAAACCAUGCUUAAAGACAAAGUUGAAAGCACAGUUCCUCUAAGAGAAAUUGAUCCACCUAUACGAGAUUCUCCUCAGAGCCCUGAUCCAGAGCCCCAGUUUAUGAAACCUAACACUAUAGAAAAGCUUGACUGUGUUAAGACUGAAGAAAUAAGAGAUCCCGAGGCAUGUACAACUGCUUCAGUGCCACUUGGUGAGGGUCCAAUAUCAAAUGUUAGAUAUUUGGACUUAAAAGCCCAACAUCUACAAGGUCCAGGUGUCACAGGCCAAGGUAUGAUAGAGGCAGGCCAACAGAUACAAGGGGAAAGUCUGGGACUGAAGCAUCCAGAAAUACUAGGCCAACUGGGAAGACAUUUCAGUCCAACCCCAGGUUUAAAUAUCCAGGGUUCAGGACCUGAAAUAGACCCUAUGACAAAGCUACCAGGAUCUGGUGUGAGUGGUCCAAAUAUUAGGAUUCCAGGACCAGAUAUGAAGGCACUUGGACAAUGCGGACCACAGAUAGAUCUAAGAGAAACAGGAGAUAGAUUCCCAGGGCCUGAAAUGAGAGGUCCAGGCACAAGCCCUAGUAUUUGGGUUCCUGGACUACACAUACAAGGCCUAGCCAUGAGUGGUCAAGAUAAAUAUAUGAUGGAACCAGGGACAGGGAUGCAGAGUUCAGAGACCAAUAUGGGUGAAGCAGGUAUUCAACAUCACAAUCCUGAUAGAAAUGAUUCAGGGCCCAUCAUGAAAGGCUUUGGUUUGAGGAGUUCAGCGCAACAUAUGGAAAGCUCUAGUAUGAAAGGUGUAAACCCAGAAGUAAAAGGCACAAGCUCCGAUGUGAGAAGCUGUGAAGCAGUAAUGAGAGGCCAGAUGCUUUUACCAGAUGUUCCAAACAUACAUAUGGGAGGAACAUGUCUACUGAAUGAAAGUAGAGAUAAAAUCAUGAAGGGGCCUUUUUUGGAUAGACCUAGUCAUGACAUAAGGGACUUAGGCUUAAAGGAGCCUUUAUUAGGUUUGGAGAAUCCAAGUCCAUCUUUCAGAGGAAGAGUUCAUAAACAAUCAAGUCAUGAUAGCUGUCCGGUUAUAGAGGAUAGGGGCCCUUCUAAAAGGGGCGUUCAGCCACAUGGAAGAGAAGCAGACUUGAGCAGAGCGGGUGGUGGUCGAGAAAAAAGUUUAGAUCCACAUACCCCUGCAGGUUCAGAGGGUACACUUCUGAUAGCAGAUAGACUGUCCCCGGCAAUGACAGAUAACCGGCAUGGCCCACAAAUAAUAAUGGGUAUGGUCAAUAAAGGGCAUUGCCAAGAUAUGGAUGGGAUGAGAGGCUCAGAUGCAAGGGGUAAUAGAAGUGAAUCACAUGCAAGGAGAUCAGGCAGAGACAUUUUAGAAACAGGUCCAAAUUGGAGAGAUGCAGACAUGCAAGAAAGAACCAUACAGGGUCUACGGCUAGAGAGGAGAAAUGAACAAAUGGGUCAAGAUGUCAGAGAUCCCACUCCAAACUCAACAAACUCUGAUUGGGGAGGUCGAGGGCCAGGUUUUCUUGGUCCUGAGAUAAGGGGGCAGGGUCCACAAAUGAGGGAUUCAGAUUGGAGUGUCCCAGGAUCAGACAUACAGCAUCAUUGGAGAGGUCCAGACUGGGUAGAAUUAAGUCCUGUCAGUGGAGGGCCUUUUUGUCAAAAUGAAUGGAGAGACAAUCAACCCAAUAGGGCCAUUUCAAAUGUGGAGGACCUGAGGCAUGAGAUAGGAGGACCAGGUGGUCUGACUUUCAUGGCACCAGGACCUGAAAGGAGAGGGCCUGAUAUUGAUGUCUCAGUGCAUAACAGGAGAGGAUCAGGUGGUCCAGAUUUCAUGGGACCCGGACUUGAGAGGACACCAGUGCCUGAGGGAAGAGGUUCAAAUAAUGACAAUUCUGGACCUGACCUGAGAGGACCAGGGGGUCCAGAGUUUGUAGGACCAGGUUUUGAAAGACGAAGUCUACCUAUGGAGGGUCCGGGGCCUAACAGGGGAGGCUCAGCAGGUCCAGAUUUCAGCAGACCAUGGCCUGAAAGGAGAGGUCAUGAUAUAGGAGGUUUUGAGAAUGACAUGCAAGGACCUGGAGAUCCAAACUUCAGUGAACCAGGGAUUGAUAGGAGAGCUUUAUCCAUGCAGGGUCCGGGACAUGAAAGGAGAGGACCUUUAGGUCCUGAUUUCAGAGGUCCAGGACAUGAAAGGAGAGGACCACGAGGUCCAGAUUUCAGGAUACCAGGGCCCGAAAGCAGAGACUUGUCUAUGGAGGGUCCUGGGCCUGACAGGAGGGGAUCUGGAGGUCCUGAUAUCAGACGACAAGGGCCUGACAGGAUAAGUUUUUCUGUGGAACAUCCUGGGCCUGACAGAAGCAGACCUGGAGGUCCAGAUUUCAGAGGGCAAGGGCCCGACAGGAGAAAUGCAUCUACGGAGGGUCUUGGGCCUGCCUGGAGAGGACCUGGAGGUCCUGAUUUUAAAAGACCUGGACCUGACAGGAAUGGACCGGGAGGUGCAGAUUUUAGGGAACCGAUGCCAGAAAGCAGACACCUGUCUAUGGAGCACCCUGGGCCUGACAGGAGAAGUUUUCCUAUGGAGCACCCUGGGCCUGACAUAAGAAGACCUGGAGGUCCAGAUUUUAGAGGACCAGGGUCUGAUAGGAGACUCCCAGUUAUGGAGGCUCCAAGAGCUGACAAAAGAGGACCAGGAGGUCCAGAUUUCAGUGGACCAGGGCCUGACAGGAUAGGUCUUUCUAUAGUUGGUCAGGGACCUGACAGAAAAGUACUAGAACAUGAAAAGAGAGGUCCAGCUUUAGAGGCUCCAAGAUCUGAUAGAAGAGGACCGGGAGGCCCAAAUUUUAGUAGGCCAGGACAUGAAAGGAGAGGUCGCACCAUGGACAGUCAAGAGCCUGACAGGAGAGGACCAGGAGGUCCAGAUUUUCAUGGACAAAUAUCUGAAAGGAGAGGUCAGAUCAUGGAUGGACCAGGAUAUAACAAGAGAGGACAAGGAGGUCCAGACAUAGGAGAGCCUGGUUGUGAUUGGAGAGGUCCCCCUUUGCAGGGUCAGGGGCCUGACAGGAGAGGAUCAGGAGAUCCAAACACAGGUGGACUGGGUCCUGGCAAGAGAGAACCAUAUGUGAGGGGUCCUAGGCCUGAUUUCAAAGUACUGGGGCCUGAGCAAACUGGUCCAAAUAUGGAAGGGCCAGGGCCUCGCACUGGAGGACAUGGAGAACCACACUUAAGAGAUUUGGGGCCAGAAAUUGGACAUGCAAAUAUGGAGGGCCCAAGGCUAGACAGAAGAGGUUUAGAUAUCAGAGGGCAAAGACUGGAAAGACCAGAAUUUAGUAUUGAGGGUCUAGGGCCCAACAGGAGAGGUCCAGGAGGUCCAAACAUGAGGAGACCAGGCCUUCAGCAUCCAGGUCCGAAUGUUGAGGGCCCAGUGCCUGACAGGAGAGGUCCGGAGAGUCCGAGUUUCAGACGACCAGGGCCAGAUAGAAGACCUCCAGAUAUGGAGGGCCCAGAAUCUCAUAGAAGAGGUCCACACUGGGGGGGGUCUGACUUUGGAGGGUCCGAACCUAUCCAAGAAAUCCCAGAUAGAGAGGGUUCAGAACCUGAUAGAAUAGGUCGUAACUUGUGUCCAGGGUCUAUGAGGAGAACCGUGAGAGGACCAAACCCAGAUAUGACCACUUUCAAUCAGGGAGAGAGAUGGAAGGGGCCAGACUUCAGGGGCUCUUCUCCUGAUAGGAGAGGAACAGACACAGAACAACAAUGGUCAGAUGGAAGAGGGCUCAAUAUGGAGGGUAUAGGAAAUGAAAGAGAAUGUUCAGGAGAUAAUUGGAGAAGACAUGGCAGGGGGCGAGGGCCUGUCCGGGAUCACCCAGAUAUGGUAUGCCCAGUGCCCAGUAGGGAAGGAUCUGGAAAUGAAUGGAGAGAGCCUGAAAGAGGGGGUAAAGGGCCAAACAGAUGGGGGCCUGGUCAGUUUUUUAGAGGGGAAAGAGAUGUAGACAAUAGAGAACAAGGCCAUGAUAGAGAAGGUCUAGACAUAAGAGAACCAGGAUCAGAUUUGAGAGGGGGUCCAGAUAUUCGUUAUGACUCAGGGCAGCAUGACUUCAGGGGUAAUAUGAGAGGACCAAACACGGAAGGACAAGGACCUCAUAGGGGAGGCCGAGGUUUUAUGAAUUCAUGCCCUAACAGAAGAGGAUUUGAGAUUGAAGGUCUGGAUAGAAGACGCCCCAGAGGUCCAGAAUUAAGACACCAGGGUUUUCCAGGGACUGAUGGGAGGUUUUCAGAUUGUGAAGGGCUAGGAUCUGAAAGGCAAGGUGUAGACAUGGAAAGCCCUGGAACACUUAGACAAGGUUUUGAUGAUUUUAGGAGAGAAAGGAGAAGUUCAGACAUGAGAAGGCUACGGCCUAACAAACCCGACAUGAGGGGCUCAACACCUGAAAGCUUAAGACAUGGGCCAUUUGCUGAGGGCCCAGGGUUAGACUCAAGGGGAUCUGAGCCAUCAUCACCUCAUUUUAAUAGUCUUCAUCAGGUUGCAAGAUUCCAAGGUCCUAGUAAUCCACAUUCUGCACACUACAGUGGGCCUCCAGGUCCAGCUCAAAACAGUGGAGGCCCUGGCUUUGACGGCCCACAAAAUCAGCACGAAGUAAAACCCCAGAGACAUAGAGGUGCCUUGCUUCCUACUCCAACAGAAGGUCUCAUACGCUUCCCAAAUCGUGUGAUGAGCAAUCCUGGUGUCUUCAGCCCAAAACAAAAACAAGUGGGUCACUCAGUGGACAGGAAAUGGAGUAGAGGUAGAACAGUGAGUAGAGAAAGAGAAUUGGUCAAAGGGCAAAGACAGCAGCAGGAGAAAAGUCCUGCUGGUAAAAAAAGCACAUCUGUAGUUGCAUGCCCAGGGGGUGGAGAAGGAAUUAAAGAAGUGUGCAAUGAAGCUGAUAAACAAGGAGAAAGCCAACAGUGAUGGGAAAAAAAUAAUGUCAAGCCAAGUUAGACCCAUGGACCUCUUAGUACAGUAAGGCUGAUCUAUAAAAAUGCUUAGUAUCAGCACAUUGGACAGAGAUACAACAGCAUAACACACACUGAAUGUACUUUUUUUUUUUUUUUUCGAGGAAAGUGGCUGCCCGUGUUAUUUCAACAUGACCAACGUCAUGCAAAAGAUUAGACAUAGCUUGAUGUGUAAAUGCUCAGAGAUGUGAGUUUCUUUAUGCUCUAGUUUUGUUUUUGUUUUGUUUUUUGCUGUAUUAAAAGUAGAUUUGAUUAUUUUUAUUUGUUUAUGACUAAAUGCCUCUGAAGUUUAAGCGAUCACUUGUAAAUUUAACUACUCAAUGUUUUGUACAGAAAAUGUACAGUUUGUUUUUUGUUUUUUUUUAACAUAGCCAUGUUGUCAGUACAUUAGGCUUGAUCUGGCUUUUAUAUUCUUCUGUUGAUAAAACAAUGGCUUGUUUGAUUGUUCUAGAAUGCAAGAAGUCAAUAAAAAAAGACAUACCUUUUUAAAUUU